This is a messenger RNA of Antechinus flavipes (yellow-footed antechinus), 3179 nucleotides long. It is a transcript of the gene LAMP3, whose product is annotated as lysosomal associated membrane protein 3. The transcript is spliced from 6 exons. NCBI's taxonomy places the organism in Eukaryota, Metazoa, Chordata, Mammalia, Dasyuromorphia, Dasyuridae. The record is from RefSeq and is a predicted model, not a curated record. Gene Ontology annotation, cellular component: membrane. The coding region runs from base 97 to 1866 and encodes 589 amino acids.
AUGCGGUUUAAAGUGUUUAACUAGAGGAAGCCUAGGAGAGCCAGAAGCAGUGAACCUCCUUUGCAGCCAUCCCAGGACCCUCCGGCCCAGGCAGUCAUGAAGAAGGCAUUGGCAGUGCUGAUAGUGUUCACCUUCUCUGCCGCAAUUCUGAGCUACUACAGCGAUAUAAUAAAUUGGAAACUGGUCGAUGUCAGAGGAUUCCUGAGGACAUCUGUCCCAGUCACCACAGAAACUUCCCUCAUAAACCCAACCAGCCAUGCCCCCCAUGACCCUCUCCAAACGGGAUCAGCAGAAGGCCACACCUCUGCCUCCCGCUGGCAAACACCCCAGGAAAGCCUGAAAACAGUGUCCACGGGGGCAAGCACACGGCCAGCUGGUCCAGCAACCCUCCCUGAUGUCACCACAGAGGUCCCACAAAACAGAACCCACACCAGAGCCCCCGAGGGUACAGACACUCUGGCUCCUGCUGGGUCACCCACCGCCCCUAGCCCAGGAUGGUCGAGUCCCUCCGUCACCCAGAGGACCACGGCCCCUCAAACUGCCACCUCUGUGAAUCCUGGUAGUUCUUCUGCUCCUGGGUCACCCACCGCCUCUAGCCCAGGAUGGUCGAGCCCCUCCAUCACCCAGAGGACCACGGCCCCUCAAACUGCCACCUCUGUGAAUCCUGGUAGUUCUUCUGCUCCUGGGUCACCCACCGCCUCUAGCCCAGGAUGGUCGAGCCCCUCCAUCACCCAGAGGACCACGGCCCCUCAAACUGCCACCUCUGUGAAUCCUGGUAGUUCUUCUGCUCCUGGGUCACCCACUGCCUCUAGCCCAGGAUGGUCGAGCCCCUCCAUCACCCAGAGGACCACGGCCCCUCAAACUACCACCACUAUGAAUCCUGGUACUUCUUCUGCUCCUGGGUCACCCACCGCCUCUAGCCCAGGAUGGUCGAGUCCCUCCAUCACCCAGAGGACCACGGCCCCUCAAACUGCCACCUCUAUGAAUCCUGGUACUUCUGCUCCUGGGUCACCCACCGCCUCUAGCCCAGGAUGGUCGAGCCCCUCCGUCACCCAGAGCACCAUGACCUCUCAGUCAAUAGCUGAUCCCACAACCUUAAGAAUUACUACACAAACGACCCCAUCCAGUAAACAGACUUCCCUGACCACAUCUGGGAGCGCAACCUCAGCCAAAGGGAAGACCACCCGGGCUCUCCCCACUGCCGUCACACACCACGUCACCGCCACAACUGCAUCUACCAAGACAACUGUGGGACCCACCCUUGCUCCCCAGCCAUCAGCCCCUCAAACUGGGAACUAUCUGGUUUACAACGGAAGCAGGGCUUGCUUGAGAGCGGACAUGGGUGUGCAGCUGCUCAUUCAGGACAAGAAAACAUAUUUUACAUCUCAAAUGUACUUUAAUCUGGACCCCAAUGUGACUCAAGCAUCGGGGAAUUGUGGCCCGCAGCGAUCCAACCUUCUCCUGACUUUCCCGGGUGGAUUUGUGAACUUGACCUUCGUGAAGGUAAAACAGUCAUAUCAUAUAGAAACAGUGGAGGCUUCUUUAACUAUUUCAUCCUCAAUGAACAUCUACAGUGGCCUGAAAGAUGGGCUGACAAUGUUUGAGACCAAAGUGGGAUACUCCUUCAAGUGUGUCAGUGAACAGAGUGUUAACUUGUCAUCCUCUCUCCAGUUACAUACCAUUGAUGUCCGACUCCAAGCCUUUGAUUUUGAUGGUGAACACUUUGGGAAUGUGAAUGAAUGCACAUCUGACUAUGCAAUUAUGGUUCCAGUGAUCAUUUUGAUCGUCAUUCCUCUCUGCAUUGUGAUCUUGGUUUUCUGCGGAAUUCGUCUGAGGAAAAAAUCAAUGGGAUACCAGAGGAUCUAGUCGCUAUAAGGAAUUCUGAAAGAAAUGAAAGCGUUUGGAAUUCCUUAGUCAUCUCCAAGAUCUUACAGAAUUCCCUAAUUUUUAAAAAUGUAAUGUUCAUUGCUUUGUCUGAAACCCCAACAUUUCCCAAUUUUAUCCAGGCCAAUAUCCAGUAGAAGAGAGAAAAAAUAUUCAUGAUUUGAUGGGGGUGGGGGAAGAUGAGAAGAGUGGGGAGGAGUACAUGUGACAAUAUUUAAUUGAUUAUUGAAGAGCAUUAAUUGGUUUCCCCUGUAAGAAAUAAGAGCACCAAAAUAACAAAAUAUUUUCUGAAAUGGGGCAAGGCUUUGUGCCUGUCAAUCACACAGCUGGUGGUUGAAGGGGCCUACACUGGUGGCUAUUUGUUAGUGUUUCAUUUGGUCGGGAGAUGUGGCCUCCUUGGCCAAAAGUUAGACUUUCUUUUUUGUCUUUGACGUUAUCAAGAUAUUUUCCCACUCUGAGCUUCCGUUUUCUCAUCCAUAAAGGGCCUCUAGAGUCCCUUCCAUCUCCACAUCCAUGAACCUAUGACCUCUCUGGACCUCAAUUUCCUCCGGUGCAAAAAGGGGGUUGGAUUCAUUUGCUUCCAGCUCUAGAUCCAUGUUCCUUUGAACUCUACCAAGAACACAAAGACAUUGCUUUUGCUGGCUCUUGAGUUUGUGAGAUGAGAAUACUAAUUGAUGUUGUUCUCUUUUUUUGAUAUAAGGUAGAAAAAGUUUUUUAAAAAGUGUAUCUUUUAUGUGCAUUUAUACAAAGUCUGUUUUUCAUCUUUCUACUCCCUGCUCUUAGAACAGAGCCUUGUACACAGUUGGAAUUUAAUAAAUGUUUACUAAAUCGAGCUGAAUUGAAUUAUAUACUUUUCUCUUAAAGCAACAAUUGAGAGGCAGCUAAGUGAUGCGAUGGAUGGAGCAGCAGCCCUGAAGUCAAGAGGACCUGAGUUCAAAUCUGGCCUCAGACACUUAACACUUCCUGGCUCUGUGACCCUGGGAAAGUCAUUUAACCCCAACUGCCUCAGCAAAAAAAGAAAAAAAAAAAGCAACAAUUGGCUGAAGGGAGAAACAGAUUAAUGAGUAUAAGUAACAAACUAUUUCCAGUACCAUAGGUUUAAGGUGGAGACCUUGAAAAUCAUAUCAUCUGACUACCUUAUUUUAUAGGCAAUCAACCAUUAUUUAUUAAGCAUUUUCUAUGUGCUUGUCUCUAUACUAAACACUUGAAAUCCAAAAAAAGGCAAAAGCAGCUCCUACCCUUCAGAAGUUCACAUUCUAAUAAGGGAGACAUGUAAAUAAAUAGAUCUUACAGUA